UACAGCUCGAAGUCAAAGCCCUCUAGGCUUUGGCUUCCACUAGCAAUUCGCUGCAUGCCGACUCUGACCGCCGCCGACGAAGCCGCUAUAAACGAGGGUCUGGAAUCUUGAGGGAUAGUAAUCCGUCUAGCUAAGUCUUCAAUUCAACACUCUUUCCUUAAUUUCAUAUUUGGGUUUGAUGAUAAUCUUAUUCUCUAUUUGCCUUCUAUCUUGAUGUCGCUCUUGAGGAUGUCAAUUACAUAUAUAUAUAUAUAUUUUUUUAGCACCAUCAUGGUUCAAUGCGCAUAUUUGGUAAAAUCUUAUGUGUAGUUGCUCUGAAUCCAUCUCUUAUGUUUAAAUUUGGUGUCUUUCGUGAUUUGUUCUUUCAUGAUUUGAGCCUAAUAAUAUAAUAUGUUACUGUCAAACUGUUGAACACUUGAAUUCCUGCUGCUUCUUUCUUUUCUGUUAUACCCAAUGGAGCAUAUGUUAGGAAACGCACCGUUUCUUCAUGACAGCAUACGUAACAUACCAUUACUAGGAUUAGUUUUCCUUGCUCGUGCGGUGAGUUGUCCAUGUCAAUAUUGUUACGUUUGCCUUGUAGUAGUUUUUGUUAUUCUACAAAACUCUGGAUGCCUCUUUACUUGCCAAAUCCUUAACUGUAUAGAAAAAGUUCUUCUAUAUACCUUUAAGAGCUCCAGACUUUCAGUCCAUCCCUCUAUUGAUUGAUGAAGCAUGGCAGACUGGAGUGAACUUCCGCCAGAUCUCUUAUUGAUAAUCUCAAGAAAGCUGAUCAAUGUUCCUGAUGAUCACUAUCGUCUUAGUUGUGUGUGCAGAUCAUGGAGCCAUGUUGUGUUAGAUUACCUCAACAAAUGCAUCCUUCCUUAUUCUCCUUGUCUAAUGGUUCCAGGCAUCAACUGUAAUAUAACCUGCAAAUUCCGUCGCCUGCUGAGCUUCCCGGUUGGCAAGGAUAUCACUAAAGAAGGGGAGCGUUUGCCCCAAAUUCCGGUGCCUCACAUAGAUCUAUGUCGUGGAUCCUACGAGGGAUGGCUUGUGAUGAUAAAAAACAACUUGGACAUGUACUUGUUGAAUCCGUUUUCUGACCGUCGCAUAGAUCUUCCUUCUGUAACUACCCUGCAGCAGCCUUCCGAUGGAGAGGACCGCCUGUCUAAGUGGGACGUGUACAAAGCAAUAUUAUCAAAAAAUCCUAGUGACGCCUCGAAUUGCUUUGUCAUGGUUCUCUUUGACGGAUUGGCUUUUUGCAAGCUUGGUGACAAAGUUUGGACAUCUAUUCACCAUCAACGUCAAACGUGGGAGGGUUAUAUGGAUGCCUUGUAUUUCAAGGGAAACUUCUACAUUGUAUCAUCCAAUUCAGUGACUUAUAUUUGUGACGUUCGUGCUUCUCCUCAACCAUCAAUGACGAAGAUAGAAGUGGAGCAAUGUUUACUUUGUAGUUUCUUUUUGGUGGAAUCAAGAGGAGAAUUAUGGAAAAUAUAUUGUGGUACCGGAUAUGAUUCCAGUGAGGAUGAGGAAGGAUUUCCUGAAGAUCUCCAUACAGAAGAUCAUGUGAUCAACCAAGCAGAACAAUCUGGUAAUGGUGACCUGAAUUGUUUUGAUAAGUACGAUUUGGUCGAUCAUAAUCAUUAUUUUUCGUCUUCAUUAAAAACAAAAUAUUUUUAUGUAUGGAAGUUGGAUACAGUGGGCGGAUCAAAGCCAAGUUGGAUUGACGUCGAGAAUUUAGAUGGAGUGGCAUUGUUUUUGGGUUUGAAUCAGUCUUUUUCCCUCUCGGAUCCUCGCAUUUUUGGGUAUCAAGAAAACCGGAUAUAUUAUACAGAUAGUUCUCGUGGGUUACACAAACGUGGAUGGCCUUCAGGUUAUGACACCGGCAUUUUCAACUUCAGGGAUGAUACUAUUGAGUCACUUUACAAAACAGAUUCCAAAUCUGUGAAGCCACCAGCUAUUUGGGUUACCCCCAAGGCAUGGUAAGUUUUAUUGCAUCUAGUUAUUUUGUUCUUUUAGCUUCUCCCCUUUAACUUUGUUUUUCCUUGCUGUCGAUAUGUUUUGCGCAUUUGGAUUUCUUAGAAUCUGACCUGAUUUUGACCAAACAAUAGUUACUUUUCUUUGUGAUUUUAUUGUGCUUGUUUCCACCAACUGAUCAAUCACUUGGUAAUUUAAGUUGGUAAUUUAGUAUAUGAGAUGAUGUUUUGUUUAUUUUCUCUCUGUUUUUUUCCUUCCCAAUUUGCCACUUGGUUUUUUAUACAUGACAAAUUUUGAUUAGUUUGUUAGAUAUUGGACUUGUAUUCUAUAUUUCUAUGAGACCAUACAGUCACAGAUGCUUCAUGACGAUGGUGUGAAGAUUGUAAGAGUUGAUAUUUGAAAUUUUUUUCAUCCUCUGUAGCAAAUUGGAAAAUCUGUCAAUGCUUUUGAAGCUGCAAUAAUAAUUUAUUGACUAUAUGCUGAAUAUUUCAUCAAACAGAAUGUAUAUUCACCACUAUGAGACUUGGAAAUUCAUUCAUAGAUAUUCUAAUUA
Molecule: messenger RNA, 2506 nt
Organism: Tripterygium wilfordii
Lineage: Eukaryota; Viridiplantae; Streptophyta; Magnoliopsida; Celastrales; Celastraceae
Product: probable F-box protein At4g22165
Exons: 1
Coding region: 712-1962 (416 amino acids)
Molecular function (GO): protein binding
Source: RefSeq, a predicted model, not a curated record